AUGAUCCCGAGCAGAGGCAGAGCAGGGACGGUGUUUCUCACAGAUACGCGGCGCUGUUGGCGUUAUCCUUUUUCUGUAUUUAAAGGUCCGCUAGAGGGCGCUGUGUGCGUGUAUGCCGCGAACAAGCCUCUGAGCAGGAUGUCGGGGGGCCCGGCGGUGCACGUGAGCAUCGAGUCGUCCUGUGAGAAGCAGGUGCAGGAGGUGGCCCUGGACGGGACAGAGACCUACGUGCCUCCCCUGUCCAUGUCCCAGAACCUAUCCCGCCUGGCCCAGCGCAUCGACUUCAGCCAGGGCUCAGGAUCAGAGGAGGAAGCGGAGGUGGAGCCCAAGGAGCGCGAGUGGAGCAAGCACGAGGCGGAGGACGACGAAGGUACGGUGAAGUUCCAGCCGUCUCUGUGGCCCUGGGACUCUGUGAGGAACAACCUGAGGGGCGCCCUGACCGAGAUGUGUGUGCUGUACGACGUCCUGAGUGUGCUCAAGGAGAAGAAGUACAUGGCCCUGGACCCCGUGUCCCAGGACCCGUCUGCGGCCAAGAGCCCGCAGGUCCUGCAGCUCAUCAGUAAGAAGCGCUCUUUGGCCACUGCAGCCCACGUGCUCCUGAGGGGGGCGGAGAAGCUCAGCAAGUCUGUGGCUGAGAACCUGGAGAACCGGCGCCAGAGAGACUUCAACUCUGAGCUUCUGCGUCUGCGCUCUCAGUGGAAGCUCCGUAAAGUGGGAGACAAGAUCCUGGGAGACCUGAGCUACCGCAGCGCAGGCUCGCUGUUCCCACACCACGGCACAUUUGAGGUCAUCAAAAACACAGACAUCGACCUGGACAAGAAGGUCCCUGAAGACUACUGCCCCCUCAAUGUGCAGAUUCCCAGUGACCUGGAGGGCUCGGCUUAUAUCAAGGUGUCUAUCCAGAAACAAGCCCCUGACAUCGGGGACCUGGGAACCAUCAGCCUGUUCCGGAGGCAGCCCAAAACCAAAGCAGGGGCCCAGGCGUGGCACGUGAAGCUGGAGGCGGCUCAGAACGUGUUGUUGUGUAAAGAGAUCUUUGCGCAGCUUUCCAGAGAAGCCGUUCAGAUCAAGUCCCAGAUCCCUCACAUCGUGGUCAAGAACCAGAUCAUCUCCCAGCCCUUCCCAGGUCUGCAGCUGUCCAUCUCCCUGUGCCAUUCAUCAGGAGACAAGAAGAGCCUUCGAGCGGCUCCAGAGAAGCACAAAGCUGACGACCAUCUGUACGUCCUGGAACACAACCUGCACCAGAUGAUCCGAGAGUUCCACAAGCAGCAGCUGAGCUCGGUGUUCAUGCCGCAGCCGGCCACUGCUCCGUUCGGACACAAGCGUCUGCGUCUGGCUGGACCUCAGGCCUUCUCCAAGAGUCAGAUCUCGUCGGUGCAGCAGGGACAGGGCCUGUUGGAGAAGAUCAUCAAACAGGCCAAGCACGUGUUCCUCCGCAGCAGGACGGCGCGCACCAUCGACAGCCUGGCCAGCCGGAUUGAAGACCCGCAGAUCCAGGCGCACUGGUCCAACAUCAACGACGUGUACGAGUCCAGCGUCAAAGUUCUCAUCACGUCACAGGGAUACGAGCAGAUCUGCAAGUCCAUCCAGCUGCAGCUGAACAUUGGGGUGGAGCAGAUCCGUGUGGUGCAUCGAGACGGUCGUGUGGUCACUCUGUCCCAUCAGGAGCAGGAGCUACAGGACUUCCUCCUGUCGCAGAUGUCCCAGCACCAGGUCCAUGCCGUGCAGCAGCUCGCCAAAGUCAUGGGCUGGCACGUGCUGAGCUUCAGUAACCACGUGGGCCUGGGCGCCAUCGAGAGUGUGGGCAACGCCUCUGCCGUCACCGUGGCCUCGCCCAACGGAGACUACGCCAUUGCAGUGCGUAACGGUCCAGAGAGCGGCUGUAAGGUUCUGGUGCAGUUCCCCAGAAACCACAGCAAAGAGCUGCAGAAGAGCGACGUGGUGCUGGAGCCUAAGUGGAGCCACCUGCGGGGCCCGUACAGGGAGGUGCACUGGAGCAAGAUGGAGGGCAGGAACUUUGUGUACAAGAUGGAGCUGCUGAUGGCGGCGCUGACUCCGGCUCCAUGA
Messenger RNA from Knipowitschia caucasica, 2067 nucleotides. The record is from the annotation of a GenBank genome assembly. Lineage: Eukaryota; Metazoa; Chordata; Actinopteri; Gobiiformes; Gobiidae.